AUGCCCCGACCCUCCGACCAAGCAGCUCUCAAGCCGGGUCCUCCCGCCCUCCCCAACUUCCCUCCCCUAGAUCCCACCACCCCGAUCCCCCCUCCGGUCAUAACCCUCACCAAAUCCCACCUCCGCCUAGUCCACCCCUCGGACGCGCCCGCCAUGACGCGCGCGGCCAACUCGCCCGCCGUGGCCAAGUACAUGACCAACCGCUUCGCGUCGCCCUACACCAUCGAGGACGCCUACCGCUGGAUUGCGUUUGCGUCCGCCUUCAAGGUCCUGCCAAACAUGAACAUCUGCGAUCCCACCACCGACACCUGCAUAGGCGGCAUCGGGAUCAAGACCAAGGAGGACGUCGAGGCGAGAUGCUUUGAGAUCGGGUACUGGCUUGGGGAGGAGAGCUGGGGCAAGGGGAUCAUGAGCGAGGUGGUGCCGGCUUAUGUCAAGUGGGUGUUUGAGACCUUCCCCGAGGUGAUUCGGUUGGAGGCCGUGGUUUUUGAAGGGAAUGAUGCUAGUGCGAGGUUGUUGAAGAAGGCCGGGUUUGUCCAUGAGGGGACGAGGCGGAAGGCGGGCGUGAAGGCCGGGCGGGUCUUUGAUAUCAUGAUGUUUGGGUUGUUGAGGGAGGCGUGGUGUGCUUGA
Parathielavia appendiculata is the source of this 630-nucleotide messenger RNA. Its product is annotated as acyl-CoA N-acyltransferase. Gene Ontology annotation, molecular function: acyltransferase activity, transferring groups other than amino-acyl groups. NCBI's taxonomy places the organism in Eukaryota, Fungi, Ascomycota, Sordariomycetes, Sordariales, Chaetomiaceae. The coding region runs from base 1 to 630 and encodes 209 amino acids. The transcript is spliced from 2 exons. The record is from RefSeq and is a predicted model, not a curated record.